AUGGACUUCUCCAAAUCUUCAUUCGAUCCCGAUUCAAGCUCGCGCCGCUUGUCAGCCUCAUGGAUUCGCGAGAGCUCAGCUCAGACGGUUAAUAAUGAAGUUUUACCCUCCUCAGACAUAGCUGUAGCUCAGCUGGCAGUCAUGGGUUUAUGGAUUGGUCGAAAUUGUCGAGAAAUUACAAACAAUACUGAUGCUAUAUUCCGACUGGAUACACAGGCCGAUAGCGGCGGAUUUGUUGGCCAAGGCUACUCGGCGUCGAUCAUCAACGCGACUAAUACUAUUAUGGUCAAUAAUGUGUCCCGGAAUGGAGCUCAUGUUGUCCGAAAACACGUGCGAUCCUGGGGCCUGGAGGGACACGAUACGGCGAUGGAUUUUCUGCGCGAGGUUCGUGUCUUGACACAUGAGCCGAUUCGCAAACACCUGAAUAUCAUCUCGCUCAUUUCGUUUGAGUGGAUGUUUUGGCCUGGAGAGGAGCCUAGUCUUUCGCCUCAGUUGUGCCUUGAGCGAUCGGACCUGGGCGACCUGGCUAGCUUUCAAAGCGCGAACAGCUUGUCCUAUCAUGAGAAGAGAAACAUAUUCCUUGAUAUUGCCCAUGGCCUUGUCGCGUUGCAUGAUUCGGGGGUUGUCCAUGGAGAUAUUAAAUCUGAGAACGUGCUAAUUUUCGAGCACGAGGGUGUAUACCAAGCGAAGAUCUGCGACUUUGGUUUUGCAGUAUUUUUAGCCGAUAUCAAAGACGACAAAGCUUGUCUGCUUGGGGGAACAAUUCCGUGGAUAGCACCUGAGUUCAGAAGAGAACUUCCCUACCCGCAUUAUUUUCUCAAAUUGACCGAUGUCUAUUCGUUAGGUCUUCUUUUCUGGAGAGUCCUUCUGGAAGGGAAAAAUCCAUUCGAGAAUGUCUUGCUAAAAGACAUCAGAGGUGUCGAGCAGGCAAAGGUUGCCAACCCGCCGCUGCUUCACUAUGCACAGGCUUCCAUAGUUUUGCGUCCUGAAUACGGCCCUUUUAUUGAGGAGAUAUGGACUCUUCUCGCGUACACGAUUCAGAAAAAUCCUCUAAAGCGGAAGCUUCGUGCUGCAAUUCGAGGGUUGAGUAGCGAGUGGCGCCCCAUUUCAAAAGCCUUACCGCAGUUAUCCAGCAACGCCCUGGCCUCCGCUGGAGACCUUUUCAACAUAAGAAACAUAUGUCUCCCUGUUCGCUUGCGAAUGAUGAAACAUAUCAGGAGUAGCGCCAUGCAAAUGAGCAAUUCGUCUGAGUAUAAGUUUGCCAAUCAAGACCAGAUUCCACUUGCUCUCGGAGUCAUUGAUGUCGCUAUAGGCGACGGGGGCUUGGACUUGGACGAUGAUCCAACCGAAGCACUGAAAUGGAUUACAUCGCUUGCCAAUAGCUCAUACAUUCCGAUGCAAGCAGUAAUUCUUCGGACGUACGACUAUUUUGACAAAGAUUGGCCUUCAGAAUUAAAACAGAAGGCAAACGAGUACCUCGCCAACGGAGUCGUCAAUGGAUCCGUUACUGCGGCCUUGGACUAUGCAAAGUAUUGGCCAAACCUAGAAUUCCAAACUCGGAGCGAACCGGAGAGUCUCUUCCUCAGCAGCAGAACAUUCUACGGAAACGGUACAGGUCUUCAUCUCAGCGAGAAAGCUUUUGACAUCCAAGAUAUCCCUAGCCUCUAUCAAAACAUGAUAUCACUAGGAGGCGAAUCUCCCAUAUUGUGGAAUAUGUAUGGCUUGAAAAGUGGAAACACUCUUCUCCAUGCCUGUGCAAUGCUUGGACUUCCGGAAGUAGCAGAAAUUCUCAUUUCAGAAUUCCCUGUUGAUAUCAACGCACGCAACGACAACGGAGAUACGCCCCUGCUCGCUGCUUGCCGGAAUGGGAAAUUCCCAAUGGCCUUCAAAUUGGUGGCAAAGGGAGCACGUGCUAAUAUAUCAAACAUCAACGACGAGACACCUCUACAUUGGGUUCUUAAUAUCCCAGACGAGGAUUUUCAUUUCAAUGGACAGACUGUUAAUAAACUGAGCAUAGUUAUUGACAGUUUGCUAUACGCGGGAGGAGAUCUCGAGGCUCAGGCUGGGGCUUGGGCAUCACGGGCUGACAAAUUUCCCUCGUUAUUCUGGACAAGCGGAACUCCUCUUCAUCGCGCUGUUGCGAGACGAAAUCUCCCGGCAGCAAGGAUUUUGAUUCAGAAAGGCGCAAACCCGACAAGCAUCAGUGAGGAUGGCCAAGUAUCUCCUCUCGAUCUAGCCAUGCUUCACCACAAUACGCCCAUGAUCCGACUUAUAUUAGAUAAUUGCUGGUUCAAUUUGAACAAACAGAGUGUGACUGGACAUACCGUGUAUAGCAGAGCUUUGUCCCUGGGCUCAACCUUCGAGAUGAUCAUAAUUCACGGUAAAGAUUACCCAAGAGCAGUGAACGAUACAUUGGAUCUCUUAAUCGCCCGCGGAUUCGACGUCACAUGUGCGGAAGUCGAUACUACUGGUGGCCAUGUAUACGAGCUAGAUGCUUUAUUCGUUGCAGUAUUCUAUGAGAGGCUUGCUUGGGUACAAUACUUCCUCUCGUCCAAGCAGUGUAUGCAAAUCCUCGACAUCAACAGACGCCAAGGGGAAUACAGCAUGACAGUCCUCCACCAAUCCAUCCACACUCACCGAAAGUCUAUCUUCAUCUCCCUACUAGAUGCAGGAGCCGAUCCGAAGCUGAAGUGUUCAACGUGGUCGAUCAAACAAACAAAUAUAGACAUGGAAACAACAAGUUUACACCUCGUGGCCCAACAAGGUGAUCCCGAUCUUUUCUUCACAACCCGCCUCUUAGAAUAUGACCUUGACAUUGAUGCCGCGGACUUCUACGGCAUUACACCGUUUACAUGUGCCGUUAUUGAAGGUAACCUGCACAUAGCGAAUGCAUUGUUAAACCGCGGCGCAGACAUAAACAAGAGGACGGGACCGAGGGGAGGAAAUCCCGAGCACCAACAGACCACUCUUGCGAGGAUACUUACCAGGGACUGUACCCUUGUCAUAAAUAGACUGAAGUAUUUAAUUUCUGGUCCUAAGGACGUCGAAUCUGCACUUUUUCGCCAUGGUCCCGCUGCAGAAUUUAUGGUGAGAGAAUCCGGAAGCGCACUCCACGUAUUUUUGAACGCACAUAAAGGCAGAGAGGAUUCACCGUUUCGAACAUGCCUUGAAGUUCUGCUAAAAGCAUUUUCGCAGCAGUCGCAAUUGGAUUAUCAGGAUGACAAUCAUAAGACGCCGCUGCAUAUCGCUGCUUCCCAUGGGAACGCAGCUGCUGUGGCAGCGCUAUUGACUGCCGGAGCGACAGUGAACGUUCUAGAUGGGGAAGGUCGAAGUCCGACAGACCUUGUUCUACUCUCUAGCUGUGGAAAGGAGAAAAUGAAACGGAUAAUUGACAGACUGGCGUCCCCAAUGUGA
Messenger RNA from Penicillium angulare, 3414 nucleotides. Its product is annotated as ankyrin repeat and protein kinase domain-containing protein. The coding region runs from base 1 to 3414 and encodes 1137 amino acids. The record is from RefSeq and is a predicted model, not a curated record. Lineage: Eukaryota; Fungi; Ascomycota; Eurotiomycetes; Eurotiales; Aspergillaceae. Gene Ontology annotation, molecular function: protein kinase activity; ATP binding; protein binding. Gene Ontology annotation, biological process: protein phosphorylation. The transcript has a single exon.